ACUGAGGGAUUCUUUUUUUUUUUUUUUUCUAAAAUAGCAUGAAAUAUAAAUUAAGCCUGUUUGAAGGUUGUUAUUUUUGGCUCAAGAUGAGCCGAUUGUUCUCAUUAUUGAUUAUUUUUUAAUUCAUUAUUUAAUCCAUAAAGGAGCCAGUGGUUAAAAGUAUAAUUAGUAUAUUAUUCACUCAAGUACUUCGCUUCAGUACAAUUUGUACUAUUUACUUCAAUACAUUUGAAAAUCAAAGUGUAAAGAAAAAUAAAAAACACUACAUAAGUAGAAGGUGUAAUCUAAAAGAAUCAUAAGCAUUUACAAAUAACAUUAAUAAUAUAAUAGUAAUAUAUGUAUAUUUGAUUAAUAAAAUAACACAAUUCUAAAAAGACAUACACAAUAAAAACAAAUUAAUGUUUUUCUUAUUUUGUGAUUUAUUUUUGUAUGUCAUUUUUCGUUUUCAUCCCUUUUUCAUUUUGUUAUUUGUCUUUAUACUGGAGAUCAAAAUUAGAGAACAACCUACAAUUUACUAAAUGUCAAGAGCAGUCUUAUUUGAAACGAUCCAAACCCGAGUCAAAGAGCAGUAUUUUAAGCAUAUUUCAUGAGUUACAUAUAUUCUGAAGCACAGUUUAAAAUACUUAUAUUAGAUAUUUGAAAAAGAACGCUGAUCAAAAUUAGAGAACACUUUCAGAUGCCUCCCAGUUUUUGUUGUUAAUCUGGCACCUGGUGCUAAUUUUCUUAAUUCCAGGAACGUUCCAGUUUUCACUGACUUUGCAAGAUGGGCCAUACUAGAGUGACUCAACACUUCCAGCAGCAGGUUGUCGAGAUGAAGGCCAAAGGAAUGAGCCUAUCAGCCAUAGCAAGAGAAGUUGGUCGUUCUAAAUCUGUGAUUUUUAGAAUACUGCAUUAUUACAACAUCCCGACCUCAUUGAAGUCCUCCAAGAAGACUUGUCAUCCACGAAAGACAAAAACAAAGGAGGACAGGACAAUGCAGAAAAUCUCAAGGGGCAAUCGGUUGAACACUGCAGUUGGAAUUGCUCUUCAGUUCAGCACUGAACAGGCCCCUGUAAAACCAGCGAUGUCCGUCGUCAUCCAAACUCGGGGCGAGGUGGGUGGCGGCGUUGCGGCCCACCUGCAGUGCCCCCAGUGCGGCCACUUCUCCAAGAGCCACGCCCACCAACUGACCCACAUGGCGGGCUCCCACCCGACCUGCCUGGGCGGUGUUGCGGUGGGCCGACUCGGCCCCAUCGUGAUGUACCAGAGCACCGCCCGGCUGUUCCACUGCUCCAGCUGCUUCUACACUACCCGAGACUUCACCAAGCUGUACAAACACAUCAUCUCCAAACACUGCGUGGACGAGCGAGAUGGAGGAGGCGGCGACGAGGAGAAGCCGGGGGAGGAUGGGGACGAGGAGGGAGGGAAAGAUAAAGUAAAGAGUGAAGCGGAGGAGGAGGAGGUCGGGCAGCCAGAGUCUGUUAAGGCAGAAGGAGACGAGACCGUCCUGGUGUUUGACGGCGCCGGUUACAACUGCCUGAUCUGUGGCUGGAAGACCAGGCUGAAAGGUCUGGCCGUCUCCCACGUGGUCAAGAAGCAUGACAUCCCCAAAGCGUACGCCACCCAGGCCGUUAAACGGGAAGCCGCCGCCUUUAUGCCCAAACAGGAGAAAGGGGGCGGGGCAGAGGAGGAGGAGGGCGUGGCUGGGCUGAGCGGUGAGCUGCUGAAGGAAGAGAUGGAGGCCACUGCCAAGGUGGUGCGCUUCAUUUCCAACCGCUUCGUGUGUCUGAUCUGUGGCUGGAAGACCAAACUCAAAGGCUUCGCCAUCAGUCAUGUGGUGCGUUGCCAUGACGUGGAGCGUCCCUACCGCUGCAAAGACUGCAGUCGCUCCUUCUUCCUGCCCAGCCGGCUGCAGCAGCACGUCAGGGCGUCGCACCGGCCCGGCCGCUACGCCUGCCCCUUCUGCUGCUUCAGGUCCGAAUUCCUGGGGGGCUUCAGGAGGCACUGCAGCCGCUGCAAUGCCCGCGAGGAGGAGGAGGGCGGGGGAGGAGGAGGAGGAGAAGGAGGGGAGGAAGAGGACAAUGAAGAGGAGGAGGAGGAGGAGGAGAGGAAGGAGAGGAGAGCAGCGAGGAAAAGGAGGAGACCAGAGAGGGUGAUAGAGGAGGAGGAGGAAGAAGAGGAGGAAGAGGACUGAGAGGGAGCAGAGGAGGAGCAGAGGAGGACCACAUCUGUUUUUGUUUACAUGUUACUGUGAUGCUAACAGUCAGAAAGCUACAAGUCAAACUGUGACAAACACUUUUAAAACACACGUUUAAAUCAUGAAUAAAAGUUCUUUUUAAAAUAAUAAUUUCGUUCUUUGGU
Centropristis striata (black sea bass) is the source of this 2340-nucleotide messenger RNA. Its product is annotated as chromosome alignment-maintaining phosphoprotein 1-like. Bases 764 to 2173 code for a protein of 469 amino acids. Gene Ontology annotation, biological process: attachment of mitotic spindle microtubules to kinetochore. The record is from RefSeq and is a predicted model, not a curated record. The transcript is spliced from 3 exons. NCBI's taxonomy places the organism in Eukaryota, Metazoa, Chordata, Actinopteri, Perciformes, Serranidae.